This is a messenger RNA of Nannospalax galili (Upper Galilee mountains blind mole rat), 2276 nucleotides long. RefSeq names its product glypican 2 (gene Gpc2). The transcript has 10 exons. Bases 179 to 1915 code for a protein of 578 amino acids. Gene Ontology annotation, biological process: cell migration; smoothened signaling pathway; regulation of signal transduction. Gene Ontology annotation, cellular component: cell surface; plasma membrane; extracellular region. The record is from RefSeq and is a predicted model, not a curated record. NCBI's taxonomy places the organism in Eukaryota, Metazoa, Chordata, Mammalia, Rodentia, Spalacidae.
UGUCUCCGCAGAUGCAGCCUGGUCCAGCGAUCGUGGUGGGGUCGUUCAGUUUUCGCGGGUCGCGCUCUUUUUCUUCUUUUGGAGACGUCCCGUGGCCGAGAACCAAAUUCUGGAGUUCUGUCGGCUCUUCUUCCCUCCUUAGGACUCACUUUGCCCCGUACCAGGGAGGACAGCAGCGAUGUCUGCGCUGCGACCUCUCCUGCUUCUGCUGCUCCCUCUGUGUUCUGGUCCAGGACCGGGACCCGGGAGUGAGGCAAAGGUCGUCCGGAGUUGUGCAGAGACUCGGCAGGUGCUGGGAGCCAGGGGAUAUAGCUUAAACCUAAUCCCUCCCUCCCUCAUCUCAGGUGAGCACCUCCAGAUCUGUCCCCAGGAGUACACCUGCUGUUCCAGUGAGACAGAGCAGAAGUUGAUCAGGGAUGCUGAGGUCACCUUUCGUGGCCUGGUGGAGGACAGUGGCUCCUUCCUGGUUCACACACUGGCUGCCCGGCACAGAAAGUUUAAUGAGUUUUUUCGGGAGAUGCUGUCCAUAUCCCAGCAUUCCUUGGCCCAGCUCUUCUCGCACUCCUAUGGCCGCCUGUAUUCCCAGCACGCCCUCAUCUUCAAUAGUCUGUUCUCUGGCCUGCGGGACUACUAUGAGAAGUCUGGUGAGGGGUUAGAUGACACCUUGGCGGAUUUCUGGGCACAGCUCCUGGAGAGAGCCUUCCCUUUGCUGCACCCACAGUACAGCUUCCCCCCUGACUUCCUGCUCUGCCUCACUCGUCUCACCUCAACUACUGAUGGCUCUCUGCAGCCCUUUGGGGACUCACCUCGCCGCCUCCGCCUACAGAUAACUCGGGCUCUGGUGGCUGCUCGGGCCUUUGUCCAGGGUCUAGAGACCGGAAGAAAUGUGGUCAGUGAAGCACUUAAGGUGCCCAUGUCGGAAGGCUGCAGGCAGGCUCUGAUGCGUCUGAUCGGCUGCCCCCUUUGUCGGGGAGUCCCUUCGCUUAUGCCCUGCCGGGGUUUCUGCCUCAAUGUGGCCCAUGGCUGUCUCAGCAGCAGGGGACUGGAGCCUGAAUGGGGCGGAUAUCUGGAUGGUCUCUUGCUGCUGGCUGAGAAACUCCAAGGACCCUUUUCCUUUGAGCUGGCUGCGGAGUCCAUUGGGGUGAAAAUCUCAGAGGGUUUGAUGCACCUGCAGGAGAACAGUGUAAAGGUGUCAGCCAAGGUGUUUCUAGAAUGCGGGACCCCCCAUCCGGUGCAAGCUCGUAACCGUCGUGCCCCAGUGUCCCGGGAAGAGACCAGCCGGUCAUGGAGGGUGGUAGCCGAGGAGGAGCGGCCUACGACGGCGGCAGGCACUAACUUGCACCGGCUGGUGUGGGAGCUCCGUGAGCGGCUGGGCAGAGUGCGGGGCUUCUGGGCGGGGCUGCCCCUGACAGUGUGCGGGGACAACCGCAUGGCCGCAGACAUCUCGCAGGAGGCUGCACCCUGCUGGACCGGAGUUGGGAGAGGCCGGUACCUGUCGCCUGUGGUCGUGGGCUCCCUGGCCGAGCAUCACAACCCGGAGUUGGAGGCCUCGGGUCCCGACGUCCCGACCAGGCGGCGGAGGCUGCAUCUUCGUGCCGCUACGGCCAGGAUGAAGGCAGCUGCGCUGGGCCAGGACCUGGACAUGCAUGAUGCAGAUGAGGAUGCCAGUGGUUCUGGAGGGGGACAACAGUAUGCAGAUGACUGGAAGGCUGGGGCAGCACCUGUGGUUCCCCCAGCCCGGCCUCCAAGGCCUCCUCGCCCUCCUCGAAGGGAUGGGCUUGGGGGCAAAGGAGGAGGGGGCAGUGCUCGAUACAACCAGGGCAGGAGCAGGAGUCGGGGUACCUCUGUUGGUCUCCACAUCCCACCCACCAUCAUUCUCUUCCCCUCAGCCCUGGCUCUGCUUGGAUCACGAUAACCAGGGAGGGGUGCCCUAGCAACAGAAGGGUUAAUGGUCUUUUCCCUCCACCCCCCUCAGCUGGGCAAUGAAGUGUGGAAGGGUAGAAAAGGAACUUUGUGGGUGAAUGGCUGGGGCCCCAAGUUUAGGCGUUUCCCAUUGGUGGGUUGGGGGUAGAUGGGUGUUCACAAUAUUUAUUUUUUCAUUUGGUAACUGGGGGUAUUUAUUUAGGAAGGGGGUGUGGUUCAGCCCUCUUAAGGCUGGGGCUCAUUCAUGCAAAAUGGGGGGGGGGGGGUUCGAGAUCCAGGUUAAAGGAAUUUGGGAAUGGGGGGAUGGAACUCUUAACAGAGUUGAGAGUACCUGGUGUCAGAAGUGCAUCAAA